Blumeria graminis f. sp. triticale is the source of this 4101-nucleotide messenger RNA. The record is from the annotation of a GenBank genome assembly. NCBI's taxonomy places the organism in Eukaryota, Fungi, Ascomycota, Leotiomycetes, Helotiales, Erysiphaceae.
AUGGGUUUAUCACCUCUUUUUUCACAAAUAAAUAAAAAAAAACAGUCAAUGCCGGAACACAACGAGCCUUCAAGGGUAACUCAUGACGAUUUUACGAUUGUACAAGGUCUUAUGGCGGCGAACCCACUCGGUAUAUCGUUUCUCGCUCCAUCUAGUCUAGCUGAACUGGAACACGUCUCUGCAAAACAGUAUUUAGAAUAUCCAGCAAAUUCCUUGGAUAAACGAGGCUCACUACAGCUGUUACCAUCGAAUAACACAUGGAUCGAGUCAAGUGAAGUAACAAAAAGAGGACUGACUAAGUAUGAUGAAAAGGCUGAACGAUUCAACUUCAUCAGAGAAUAUAACAACCUAGCAAUAAAGUAUGGUAUACGCCCAAUUUUCCCCGAUGCAUUCCGGACAUCAAGAGACGUGAGAAAAAACUUCUCCACAAAGCCAGGCAACUGGUUUUCGCGGAAAAUCUUAAGACGACAAUCCGCGACUCAAAAUGUAAAACAGAAGCCUGAACGUCUUCUUAGACACAAAAGAAGCUACAGUGACCUAUCUCUGCGGCUCAACAUUAAAAAGGACAAACUAAAAGACAAGGAUCUAGAGGAGUUAGUUAGACUCUGUGGAGCUAGCUUAUUGUACCUACCUACUGAGUAUUCUGUAGGUAGCUUAAGCCUACCCACGUGCUUUAGAGCUACCACCCAAUAUCUCAUCCAGUACGGAACAACUACAAAGGGUCUCUUCCGAAUUCCAGGCUUGCACAGUGCUGUAACGGAGCUUUAUAAUUACUACUGCUACCACGACGUGCGCGAAGAUGCUAUUUCUGGCACGGUACGAUGUCCUACUAUACCGAAGCAUAUUAAGUGUGAUGUUUAUGAUGUAGCCUCUGCCCUUAAAAAAUUUCUUGCUGGACUUCCUGGGGGCAUACUUGGCUCCCUAACUCUUUUCGACAUAUUUAUAUCGAUCCAGUCUUGGUCAAAUGGAUCUUCAGAACAUUCUCAGACCAAACAGGCAAAGAUUCGUGCAAGGCUUAUCGCUUUGGCUAUACUGAGUCUAGAUUCAGAAUAUCAACGGGACUUGAUUUGUGCAAUAUUUGGGUUUUUAUGCAUGAUCGGGCAUAUUGCUGAAACCAUGUGUCAAGAUAAAGAUGGUGUCAAAUCUCUUCCGGCACCUGAUAUGAUGAAUUAUAGUUCAUUAGGUGUAGUUUUUGGUCCUAUUUUGGCAGGUGAUCUUUUGGAAGACUAUACCAUAAAACUAGCCAAUCCAAAAGGGAACUUAGUUUUGCUACCUAUGAGUCCCCCAAAAUCAAGAAAAGAACGAAAAAAAAAACAUACUCCUGCCUGCGGAGAAUGGAACAUGUUUAACACGCGUGUGGAUAAAAUCAAGAUUGCUAAUGGUGUAACAGAAAUGCUUAUAGCUAACUGGCGUGAUGUUGUCCAUCAAAUGAGAGACUUGAACUUAUCCAGAAAUAUCUGUGUACAAGGCAUCAUAACUCGAGAUCCUAAGCAAACAGAUCUACGACCGUCAGUUUCAGAGUUGUUCUCUUCGAGAAAACCGCCAGCUUGGAACGAGUCUUUUGUUGCACAAAAUGAGAGCAGAAGUAUUUCAUAUACUUCUACAAGAAAACACCGUCAAAGCGCCGCCUAUAAGCCAGCACAUAUACAAAUAAUGUCGGGUUUGCUUAGUGCCGAAAAGUUAGAAGAUGUCGAUCUCAAAAUUGAGAAACAGAGCUCUACCCCAAGAUCGCUAUUAAUAAAAUGUAAUAUAGGAGCUAAAUCACUCUCUGUCAUGUCAUCAAACCCUAAAGAAUUCUCAGAGAAACCGCGUUGUUCGUCAACCCGGGUUACCGUUCGAAAAUUUGAUCUAUCCAACUCUACUCCUAGACCACAAAGUAGCCCACCUGAGAUAAGUACAAACAACGAAAUUAUCCCAAAGAAUUCACUAAAUUCUGCAUCUUCAAGAAUUGAAUGUAAUGCAAAAUAUCAAGAUGAAAGUUUUACACAACCUGACUACGUCGAGUCAAAAAUCGAUAACACUCAAAUAAUCUCUGGUAAUUCACGUGAGAAUCCUGCCUCAACUCAAAAAAACCAAGCGUCUUCACCCAGCAAUCGGAACGAAGAUCAAUUACAGUACAGUUGCAGUAUAGAUAAAGCUAUGAUGGGUACACUAGAAGCUCCCCGGCUUUAUUAUCAUUCUGCUUCCAAAACAUCUAGGGCCCGAAUCACACCUACAAAGACAUCUCACCAUAAGUCAAAUCAGUUACGUCAAAAUUGCCUCACUGAAAACUCACUUGCGUAUUUUAACCAAUCACAAUGUAUUCCUUUCAACUCACUUCAAAGCUCGUAUCUUGAUAUCUCGAGCGGAAUACGUCGCGAAUUAGAGAGUGCUUCUGUGCCUAACACAACUAAAAUGUCAUCUUUCUGCGAUGAAUGGAAGAGCAUGAAUUCACCUAAAUCCAGUUUAGAGCAAUCCACAAACUUAGAAAAGGGCUCAAAGCUCUCGAACAAAUGCUCGCUAAUGACGAUUUCUCAAAGAUUAGAACUUGCUCCGAUAAAAGAUAUUGGGGAUAUUUUUAAACUUAGAUUUGGUGAUCGUGGAAACAAGCAGCAUGAGAUAGACCGUGAGCAAUCAAUUUGCCAUAGUUUAGUCUCCCCACUUCACGCUGAAACUACUAGGCGAAAGUUUGGGUUGAAUCACGCCAGAAAUGAUGAUUUGAACUCAAGCAUAGCUACAACUCAAACAGAAAUAAAUCGCAGCAAAAAAAUGUCAGAUUUGUUAGCCAUUUUCAGCAGUGACGGCUCUGUCAAUCCUUUAUCCUCUCCUGCGCGAGCGGACUCUUCUUCUGGAUCUACGCACGAACAUGGCUCGGAAAACCCUGAUGAUAAUUUUUUUUCUAGAAAUGAAAAACUUCUGGCUGCUUACACAACAAACUCGAUAUCACCCACUAAGAUUAAAAAACUAAUUAAACCAAGCUGCGCUCUAAAUACAGUCCCAAUUACAUAUUCGUCCAAUCACCAUCUUCAUGUCAAGCUUCGGAAAUCUUCCAGGGGGUCUUUGGCACCAAAACCUGAGCAGCAUAAACUUGCAGAAAGCAACUUUCCAUUGUCGCCAGGCCCGAAAUCAAAGAAAACGAAAGGAAUAUCUACCAUUUUAAAUAUACCGAACCCAUACCACCUCUGCCGCUGGACUGCAAAAAAAUCAGCUGAUGAAUUUGAUCCCUUCCAAAGACAACUCUCUCAGCUCCCUAGACCAUUUUCCGCGCCACAAAAAUUUCAAAAGCAGAUGAAAAUAGAUCAUAGUAUAAAUAAAUCAAGAAGAGACCUCAUUCGGAUAGAAACUGAUCCAGAUUUAAAGGUUCCGCUGACUCAUCUGGAUGUUGAAAGCUCAUCUUCAUACAGAACCCCAUCCCGAAAAAUAAAUUCUGGCUCUCCAAGCUCAUUGCAGACAUUUAAAAAUCAAUUUGAGCCACAUUCGUGUGAAGGAUGUACUAUGUGCCACGAGCCAGAGGCGUUAACGGGCUUUAUGCCACCAAAUUUACUAUUUCAAGAAGCUAGAUCUGUUUAUUCCCCUGCUAGUCUGAAAACAAGCUCCACGCCUGGCCGAAGCAAUUCAGUAUUAUAUGGCAGAGUUAGACACCUUCAAAGACAAUUAGAUUUGAAAUGUGAGGAGGUGUAUAAGCUAAGACAACAACUUAAUAUUCGCCAAGAAAUUGAUAUUGGAACCCUCAGCGCACAAGUCCAAGAGAUGAGGAAGCUUGUACAGUUUUGGCAAGAAAAAGCAAUGAAUCUGGAGAAACCCUUCCGUUCUGUCGAUCAUCUUUUCCCUGAAAAGCUUUCAUGUGAGAAGUUGCACCACAAAUUCUGCUCACACAGCUCUCUUAAAUCUGAGCCUUGUCAGACCGUCAUAGAUGCUAAUACGGCAAAGUCACUUCCGGCCCCAUUACUAUCCCGCACAGGCAGUAGUCAACGCCUCAUGUUUCCCAAUACUUCGGAGAAUAACUUGAAAAGCCAAGUAUCAGAACUGAGGGACCUAAGACUGGCUACAACCGGGAGUGAAUAUAGUAUGUGGCUGAAGUACGGCUCUAGUAUUAUUGGAUCUGGGAGUUAUGGACAAUGA